Messenger RNA from Stegastes partitus (bicolor damselfish), 3368 nucleotides. Its product is annotated as prospero homeobox protein 1. The coding region runs from base 869 to 3349 and encodes 826 amino acids. Gene Ontology annotation, biological process: regulation of transcription by RNA polymerase II. The transcript has 5 exons. Gene Ontology annotation, cellular component: nucleus. Lineage: Eukaryota; Metazoa; Chordata; Actinopteri; Pomacentridae. The record is from RefSeq and is a predicted model, not a curated record. Gene Ontology annotation, molecular function: RNA polymerase II cis-regulatory region sequence-specific DNA binding; DNA-binding transcription factor activity, RNA polymerase II-specific.
GUGCAGUGACACUUUAUUGGAAAUCUCCUGGGAUCAAAGUCACUUUAUCAACACACUUCUUAUUUUAAAGCUGAAAUAUGAGAAUAAAAAACACAAUCAUGUGCGUCUUUUUGUGUGUUUUCUUGCUGCUAAGGAGUGUAAUGUCAAAGUGCGGAACGAAUCUUACUCGCGUAGUCGCUGAUUUGGGAAGAAAGAGAUUAGUAAGAGUGGUAUUUCCUUUUUUUUUCCUCCCCUCUCUCUCUUUCUCUCUCUCUUUCUCUCUCUCUCUCUCUCUCUCUUUGCCUGCAUGCUCAAGUCCCAUUCUCUGGUCAAGUUCAGUGCGUUGUUCUCCGGCCCGCACGGACGCUUCUUAUUGGUAGGUUGCGACAGUUACAUCACGCCGCUCAUGACGCGCACGUCUUCCUGUUUCCUUCAGCCGCGUCUUAAAGUGAAUCUUAGUGGCGGAGAAGCGCUCCAGCAUCCAGUCCUCUGCAUCCAGUGCGCCUCGGAGACGCACAGACGCACAGUCUCUCUCUCUCUCUUUCUCUCUCUCUCUCCCUCUUCUCUCGCACUCUCUCUAUGUCUCUCACUCUUGUAGUCACAGCAGAGGAUAGAGGGAGAGACCGACGCGCAGGAGCUCUUUUCAUCUUCUAUAUUCUCCCCGUUUUGUUCCUUUCGUUCGCGUCGCUGACUUUAUUCCAGCUCCUCUGAGAAAUUUGUUAUAUCCCAGCAAAUCCGGCGGUGCCCUGCGUAGAUUCUCUUCUUCUUCUUCCUUUUUUUUUUAUCCGUAGGAGUUCAGGUUGUCCCCCUCUUCAUCUAAAGGGUACUCGGAGGCUUUGAUCCUAGAGGACUGGGUUUGUGGGAUAUGGCCCAAUAGCAGCAGCCCGUGAUGCCGGACCAUGACAGCGACUCCCUCCUGAACAGACAGACCAAGCGAAGACGUGUGGACAUUGGUGUUAAGAGGACCGUGGGCAGCACAGCCUCCUCCACAGCAGCAGCCACAGCAGCAACCACUGAUAACAUUGCUCGCGCCAAAGCAGCCAUUUUCAGUGCCAUGAACUCUCUGAGCUCCCAUUCUCACCACGGAUCAGACACCGACUCCAUGGAGUGCUCUGUAGUGCAGCCACAUGGUGGGCCUGGCGUUGUAUCAGCCAGUGAUAGUGAGUCCAAGUCCAAUGUACUCCGAAAGCUUCUGAAGAGGGCCAACUCAUACGAGGACACCAUGAUGCCCUUCCCUGGCACCACCAUUAUCUCUCAGCUUCUCAAGAAUAACAUUGCUAAAAAUGGAGGAGGUCCCGAGAGAGGAGAAAGAGGGGACAGGGGUGAUAGAGGGGAAUCAGGCUUCCCUGGUUCAGGGCUCUCCAAUGCAAGUUCAGACGCACCCCAAGAGGAUGCGUGCAGUAACUCCUCCCAAGACAGCACCCCUCAAGAGUGCUUGUCACCAUUUGGCCGUCCUCCUGGCCUGGCCACCUUUGACAUCGAACGUCUCAAUGAUGAACACCUGCGUGCCAAGCGAGCCCGUGUGGAGAACAUUAUACGUGGUAUGAGCCACUCGCCCAGUGUGGUGGUACCUGCUGCUUCCCGUCACGAGCGUGACCAUGAGAUGGAUGGAGAGCGGGAGAUGGAGCUGGACUGCGCACCUCCUCAAUCUCAGCAGCAGGCCCCCAGCAGCCCACGGGGAGGCGAGGUGUGCAGCAGCAACAGCAGAGAAAACAAGCGAAAACAGCGUCUGCCUCAGCAGCAGCAGCAGAGCUUCACCCAGCUGGUGUGCCAGAGAAAGGAGCAGAAGCAGGAGGAGCGACGGCAACUGAAGCUGCAGCUGGAGGACAUGCAGAAACAGCUACGGCAGCUGCAGGAGAAGUUCUUUCAGAUCUACGACUCAACCGAUGACUCAGAACACAAUGACCUCCACAACGACCUGGGAAACAUGUCAGAGGACAGCCCUGCCAGGUCUGACACAGGAGGCGAUGACCGGGGUGGAGAUGACUUGCGCUCCGACAAUGAGAUGUCUGACCUGGACCCAGGCCAUUUCCUGGACAGGGCGCGGGCACUGCUUCAUGAGCAGGCCCUGCUGGCCGACGGAGAGAAGCCAAGAAGAGAGGGGCUUGGUCGGAGCAAAGGACAGGGAGGUCCAGGCUCCUCCAUGCAUGCUGAAGGUAAACAGCUGGCAGAAACACUGAAGCAGGAACUCAAUUCAGCCAUGACCCAGGUGGUGGACACAGUGGUGAAGGUGUUUGCCAAGCCUCCACGCCCUACACCUCAGCAGGCCUUUCCUCCUCUUUCCAUACCUCCUGAGAGAUUUCCAACCGCUGUCAAUGGAGACAACCCCAACUUCCACACCGCCAACCAGAGGCUGCAGUGCUUCGGCGAUGUCAUCAUUCCCAAUCCACUAGACUCCUUUGCCAGCAUGCCCGGGAUCCCCGGCACCACCAAUGACCAAACCGAGGCACUGCCGUUAGUAGUGAGGAAGACGCCCAGCGAGCACCACCACCAGUCCUCAGCUGUGGGUGCCCAUGGUGGUCACCACCACCCCGCCCUUCACCCCUCCUCACUCUCUGCUUCUAUGGGCUUCAGCCCCCCAUCCUUUAGACACCCCUUUCCACUGCCUCUCAUGGGCUAUCCUUUCCAGAGUCCCCUCGGUGCGCCCACAGGUGGUUACACAGGCAAGGAUCGUUCCUCGCCUGACUCCAUGGACCUGUCCCGGGAGACCACCAGCUUGAGGACCAAGAUGGCAUCGGGUCACCACCUGACGCAUCACCACCGCUCUUGUUCACCAGCACACCCAGGCAGCACAGCCGAGGGGCUCUCCCUGUCCCUCAUCAAGUCUGAGUGCAGCGAUCUCCAGGACAUGGCCGACAUCUCGCCCUACUCAGGCAGCAAUAUCCAAGAAGGUCUCUCCCCGAAUCACCUGAAGAAGGCCAAGCUCAUGUUUUUCUACACCCGCUACCCGAGCUCCAACAUGCUCAAGAUGUUUUUCUCUGAUGUCAAGUUUAACCGCUGCAUAACCUCCCAGCUGAUCAAGUGGUUCAGCAACUUCAGGGAGUUCUACUACAUCCAGAUGGAGAAGUUCGCCCGCCAGUCCAUAAACGACGGCGUCACGGGAGCCGAGGAGCUGAGCGUCAGCCGCGACUGCGAGCUCUUCCGAGCCCUCAACAUGCACUACAACAAGGCCAACGACUUCGAGGUCCCCGAUCGCUUCCUGGAGGUGGCCGAGAUCACGCUGAGGGAGUUCUUCAACGCCAUCGUGGCCGGCAAAGACGUGGACCCGUCCUGGAAGAAGGCCAUCUACAAGGUCAUCUGCAAACUGGACAGCGAGGUCCCCGAGAUCUUCAAGUCCCCCAACUGUCUCCAAGAGCUUCUACACGAGUAAAUCUCUCCUCCUCCUCCUC